UUCCCCUCCGACUCCGCACAAAGAGCGCCCCCACAACUGCCAGCCCCCGGACAAGUUUCUUAAGAAGAGAAAAAAAGUAGAAACGUGUCUCUCCAAACGCUUGCUUCGCUUCCCCAGCCCUCUUCGCGGACUCGAUUUCUUCGCUUUUGAGGGCUACCCUUGUUUCCUUUCCUUUCGUUUUUUAUUUGCUUUUUUAAACCAAGGGGUAGGUACUCUCGGUCCACUCCUCGGCUACUCCCGGCUCAGAUCCGGAAGCUCGGAUGCUGAUGCUUUUCAGGCUUUCAUUUUCCCUCCUGUUUGAAGAGCAGAGAAAGAGCUACAGAAGUUGUUUACAAAGUACAGAGCAGUCGACGGAGGGAGAAUGUUGGGCACCACAUGCUUGCAGAAGAUGAGGACAGAAUAGAUCCCUUAAUGAGGAGAUUCCCGAAGUCUUCCAUUUUCCGAGAAUGUGAGUGCUGUUCAGAAAUUAGACUUUUCAGAUACAAUGGUGCAACAGAAACUGGAUGAUAUCAAGGAUCGAAUUAAGAGAGAAAUAAGGAAAGAACUGAAAAUCAAAGAAGGAGCUGAAAAUCUGAGGAAAGUCACAACAGAUAAAAAAAGUUUGGCUUAUGUGGACAACAUUUUGAAAAAAUCAAAUAAAAAAUUAGAAGAAUUGCAUCACAAGCUACAGGAACUAAAUGCACAUAUUGUUGUAUCAGAUCCAGAGGACGUUUCAGAUUGUCCAAGGACUCCAGAUACUCCCAGUAGUGACCCCCGUUGUUCCACCAGCAAUAAUAGACUGAUGGCCUUACAAAAACAACUGGAUAUAGAACUUAAAGUAAAGCAGGGUGCGGAGAACAUGAUACAGAUGUAUUCAAAUGGAUCUUCUAAGGAUCGGAAACUCCAUGGCACAGCUCAGCAACUGCUCCAAGACAGCAAGACAAAAAUAGAAGUGAUACGAAUGCAGAUUCUUCAGGCAGUCCAGACCAAUGAAUUGGCUUUUGAUAAUGCCAAACCUGUCAUAAGUCCUCUUGAACUUCGAAUGGAAGAAUUAAGGCAUCAUUUUAGGAUAGAGUUUGCAGUAGCAGAAGGUGCAAAGAACGUAAUGAAAUUACUUGGCUCAGGAAAAGUGACAGACAGAAAAGCACUUUCAGAAGCUCAAGCAAGAUUUAAUGAAUCCAGUCAGAAGUUGGACCUUUUAAAGUACUCAUUAGAGCAAAGGUUAAAUGAGCUUCCCAAGAAUCACCCUAAAAGCAGUGUUAUUAUUGAGGAGCUCUCCCUCGUUGCGUCGCCAACUCUGAGUCCACGUCAGAGUGUGAUAUCUGCACAGAACCAGUACAGUACACUCUCCAAACCAGCAGCACUAACAGGUACUUUGGAAGUUCGUCUCAUGGGCUGUCAAGAUAUCCUAGAGAAUGUUCCUGGACGGUCAAAAGCAGCAUCGGUUGCACUACCUGGCUGGAGUCCAAGUGAAACCAGAUCAUCUUUCAUGAGCAGAACAAGUAAAAGUAAAAGCGGAAGUAGCCGAAAUCUCCUAAAAACUGAUGACUUGUCCAACGAUGUGUGUGCGGUUUUGAAGCUAGAUAAUACUGUGGUUGGUCAAACUAGCUGGAAACCCAUUUCCAAUCAGUCGUGGGACCAGAAGUUUACACUGGAGCUAGACAGGUCACGUGAACUGGAAAUUUCAGUUUAUUGGCGUGAUUGGCGAUCUCUGUGUGCUGUAAAAUUUCUGAGGUUAGAAGAUUUUUUAGACAACCAGCGGCAUGGCAUGUGUCUCUAUUUGGAACCACAGGGUACUUUAUUUGCAGAGGUUACCUUUUUUAAUCCAGUUAUUGAAAGAAGACCAAAACUCCAAAGACAAAAGAAAAUUUUUUCAAAACAACAAGGCAAAACAUUUCUCAGAGCUCCUCAAAUGAAUAUUAAUAUUGCCACUUGGGGAAGGCUAGUGAGAAGAGCUAUUCCUACAGUAAAUCAUUCUGGCACCUUCAGCCCCCAAGCCCCCGUGCCUGCUGCAGUGCCAGUGGUUGAUGUGCGCCUUCCUGAGCUAGCACCUCCAGCUACUGAUUCCGCAGUAACCAAAUUGGACUUUGAUCUCGAACCCGUACCUCCUCCGGCCCCACCACGUGAUUCUUCCCUCGGAGAAGUAGAUGAAGCUGCUGAAUUAAGAGAUCUGGAUACACCAGGACAGGAUUCAGAAACUCUUUUUGAUACUGAGAAUGACAGAAAUAGUAUCCUUCCAAAGUCUCAGUCUGAAUAUGAACCUGAUAUUCCUCAGUCGGGCUUAGAAUAUAGUGGUAUUCAUGAACUUGAGGACAGAAGAUCUCAACAGAUGUUCCAGUUUAAUCUACAAGACUUCAGAUGUUGUGCUGUCUUGGGUAGAGGACAUUUUGGAAAGGUGCUUUUGGCUGAAUAUAAACACACAAACGAAAUGUUUGCUAUAAAAGCCUUAAAGAAAGGAGACAUUGUGGCUCGAGAUGAAGUAGACAGCCUGAUGUGUGAAAAAAGAAUUUUUGAGACUGUGAAUAGUGUGAGGCACCCCUUUUUGGUGAACCUCUUUGCCUGUUUCCAGACGACGGAGCACGUUUGCUUUGUGAUGGAGUACGCCGCCGGCGGGGACCUGAUGAUGCACAUUCACACCGAUGUCUUUUCUGAACCCAGAGCCGCAUUUUAUGCUGCAUGCGUGGUUCUUGGGUUGCAGUAUUUACACGAACACAAAAUUGUUUAUAGAGAUUUGAAAUUGGAUAACUUAUUGCUAGAUACAGAGGGCUUUGUGAAAAUUGCUGAUUUUGGUCUUUGCAAAGAAGGAAUGGGAUAUGGAGAUAGAACAAGUACAUUUUGUGGCACUCCGGAGUUCCUCGCCCCGGAAGUGUUAACGGAAACGUCCUACACGAGGGCGGUGGACUGGUGGGGUCUCGGUGUGCUCGUAUAUGAAAUGCUGGUGGGCGAGUCUCCCUUUCCUGGUGACGAUGAAGAGGAGGUUUUUGACAGUAUUGUAAAUGACGAAGUGAGGUAUCCAAGGUUCUUAUCGACAGAAGCCAUUUCAAUAAUGAGAAGGUUACUAAGACGAAAUCCUGAGCGGCGCCUGGGAGCUGGUGAGAAGGAUGCAGAGGAUGUAAAGAAGCACCCGUUUUUCCGAUUAAUUGAUUGGAGUGCUCUGAUGGACAAAAAGGUCAAGCCGCCCUUCGUUCCCACCGUGAGAGGGCGAGAAGACGUGAGUAAUUUCGAUGACGAAUUUACCUCGGAGGCGCCUAUUCUUACUCCACCUCGAGAACCAAGGAUACUUUCAGAAGAGGAGCAGGAGAUGUUCAGAGAUUUUGACUACAUUGCGGAUUGGUGUUAAGUUCUGCACACUGUGAAACAAGCAGACUGGCUCACAAGAAGACCUCUUAAAAUAACAACCUUCAUUUGCUCUCUGUGCCACCAGUAGCUUCUGAGUUUGCUUAAAACACGUGACGAUGUGUUUAAAAGUACUCUGCUAAUACUUUCUUGAAACGUGGCCUCUCAAUGUAUUUUCACCGUAAAUCUGAGCACUGGAAACAGUUUCGUGGAGUUUCAGCUGAAUGAACAUCGGCCAUGAACAUCCAUCAAAAAUGAACACUUUGGGAUCAGUGGUCUUAUUUUUAGAAAAAGAAAACUCUUCUGCAGCCCCCAGCUUCGCCGUAUGCCUGCCUUCAGUGGCAGGAAAAUGAAUCAGCCAACUCUCUCAGCCGCGUCUUACAAAAAGAGAGAAGGGGCUCGGGUGCCGUUACUGCGCAUACAUAGCACGAUUCCGUUUGAAUAAGGCAGAUGCUCUUGUUUUUUUUUUUUAAGAAAUUACUGUCAUAUCAAAAAAAAUGUAGUGGCAGUGUGUGCACAUUUGGGGGCUUUCUUUAACGAAAUGAAUUGAUGUCUUGAAUUAUAAAUUUUCUAUAUUUAUUAGGAGAAAAGAUUUUAUAGCCUUAUCUUUAUCAACCAUGUAACACAGCCUCAUAGCUUUCCAGAAGAGCUACUUGCCAAACAGUUUUGUUCAUUAAAUCAACCGUAGCGGAAACAAACAGGGACAACUUAACAUCUGCAUUUACUUAAAAUUUUUAAAUGAGGACUUAUGAUCAGCCUGAACCGAGGUACUGUUGCCUCUGCGCAUUCCCAAAGUCUAGAUACUCAGUAUGUCACACCUCUUCUUCCAAAAGCGGUGAACUGGUUACUACUUUUUUGAUACUCAUUGUGCGUUUAUCCGCCUAGUUCACCUUGUUCUCGUGUCUGCUGUAGAAGGGAAGCGUGUCGCUGUUGCAGCAGCGGGGUCGUCACUGUGUACAUGCUGUGAACAUGCGUAUGUGCGAGUUGUCAUGGAGUCCCGUCGGAGGUUUACCGUUGAAGCCCACCUCUUCAUCCCUUUCGUGCAGUGGCCAGGCAGGCACCUCCGACUCCAGCGUGUACGUUUAGUGCAUGUGUACAUUGGAGGCCACUGGAUCCAGAGGUUCAUAUUGGCAGUUACUGAGGGCAAAAGCAAUAUAUUAUAACAGAAUGUAUAAAUAUUUUUGAUAAAACAGUCUAUAUUUUAUAAAAUUAUUAUAACACUAAAGCUGUACCUCAAAAGUCAAAAAUAAUUUGAUCAAAUACCUUUUGCAACACUUCGGAGGAUCCACUUGUGGCUUUUUUUAAUGCUCUUAUAGGAAAGUGUUUUUGCAAGCCAUGACUUUUCUACUUACCUGGAGUUUUUUUUGGGUUUUUUGUUUUAAUUAUUUUCCCUCCUCCUCUUACGACUUUAUUGGUUUUCGUUAGCUCCGCAAUAGCUAAUCUUUGAUUCUGUGCUUCAUGUGGUAGAGUCGUCAUACCUCAGGAAGAGCACGUGUUGACUGACCGAGUACUGAGUUAAGCGUUUCGUCACGGUGAGCUCUUGUCGUGAGGGCUGUUCAAGAUUAAAUCCCGUGAGAAAAAUGAAAGCGCAUGGAUUUAUAGAGAGUUGAGCUGAAAACAUUUAUGAAUAUUUCAGCCAUGCCAGAGUGUGUCGGCAUGUUUCUCUUGUCCUCUGAGAACAAUUAAGAUUGUUCAGAGAUAAUUCCUAUUUCUUUAUGAAUUGAUUAUUGCCCAUGAUCCUUUGGGUGGAAAUCUUAUAGGAGGGAGCAAUAUGUUAUUUAAAAUUAUUUUAAAAUGCCAUUGAACUUCCUUGGCAAAGGACAGUAGAGGAUCUUAGUUUAAUUGUCUGGUUUUAAUUUAAACAGUGUUAAUACAAUUAAAAAAAAAAAACAACACUAAAUGCUUUUGAGGUACAGUCUGCUCACCUUUUCUGGUUCUCAAAUGUGCAGAGAAAGCAAAGGCCUCAAACCGGCUUUUAGCUUUAAAACCCGACCUAACGCUUUGUAACCACACAGUGUACAGAUUAUUUUUAAUUGAAGUCAAUCACUAAAAAAAAUUAGAGGGCAGGGUAUAUUCACACAAUUAAGCUGAAGAAAGCACUAAUUUUUUCUGUAGUCUUAAAUAUAUAUAUUUUAGAUUUUAAAUUUUUAAACUCUAUGGAGUGUAAAUAUAUUUUGUUAUUACUGUAUGUGUAAGUGACUGCUCAAGCACUUUGCAAGGAAAUCAGGAUAUUUUAGAAUGGUACACUAUGCAUUCAGAAGAAAUGUGCCUUCAUGUCAUUUUAAGAAAAAGUGUUUUGCAGUCGUAAGUCACCACAAAUGCACAAAUUAAAGUUGAAAUAGAUUGUAAUUUGUAACUUUGUUUUUAAGUAUUAUUUCUUUUGGAAACUUCCUCUUGGUCAAAAUAUGUAUGAAUUAGCUUUACUGUAUUCAGGAUCUCAAAGACUGCUGCUUAGUUAGCCUUCUUGCAGGUACUUUUUGUCCUGGGAAGGACCAAGUUGUCUACUUCCCUGGUAAUGAUAGGAGAUGUUGCAUCUGCUCCGGUGGGACUGGUGGCAUCUUUCAUCCCGUGGCUGUUUAUGGGAUGCCUGUGUGCUAGACCCUGGGGAUAGAAAGGCAGAAAAAAAUCCCCCAAGUCUUUAUAAGUGGAGACUGGUAUGCAUGAAUGCUAAAGUGCAAGCAAACACUCUUCUCUUGUUUGAGAUUAACUUACUUAAUUUUAGGACCUGAUCUUUUAGAAAACUGAAAUGAAAACCGAAUACUGGCCAUUUAUUUUAUGGUUGUCUUUUUCGAAAAUUGCAAACAGAAUAUUUUAGAAAUAUUCAGAAGAUCCAUGCCCUCUCUGUAGCGCAAAUUCAGGCCAUAAAUGGAAAUCACCAUUGCAUGUUGACUAAGUGAAAGGUGCAUUAUGGAUUCAAAUCUAACAAAAUUUCUAUAGGUGCUGCUAAUCUCAAAGCAACUGAGGGUGAGCAUGAGAAACCCAAAGGAGCACGUGCCAGGCCAUGGGUUGCGCCCUGAUACAGAGUUCGUGUUUACCUUCACGCUGUCUUUUGAGAUCUCUUACUUCUCUGAGACAUCAGCUGUGUGUGCAUAUAUGUACAUAAUUAGAUGUGUUUAUAAACAUAAAUAUAUACGUAUGUAAGUAGAGGUAAGUGUUUAAUUUUAAGAGUCAGAAAUCUUGCAUAAUUUCUACCUCUAGUAUCAUGACUCAGUGGACGCUCUCAGACACGCCGCACAACCCCUCAUGGGGGGCUUUGCUGGUCUUCAAGGUAAGAGUGCACGACCGCAGCCCUCACCCCAAGCUAGCGGCGCAACUUGAGCACGGAGGACUAUUUCAGAAAUAUUCAGAAGAUCCAUGCUCUCUCUGUAGCACUGGGGCUCCGGCACCUGAGUUAGGAGGUACCCAAGCACCGGAGGGAGAAGACUCAGAGCCUGGGACAGAAGCCGACUCCACCAAGAAGGAGGAGGACGGAGAGGGUAAGAGGCGCAAGGGCAGAGAGCCCACGUUGGGGGUGCUGCCGAGGAUGGGUUUCUACAGCAGUAACCCAAGAAUGACGAACCUGAAUGGUGGUAGAACUUGGGUUCUGUGCUGCAGCCCUCUAGGGGAGCUCAAGGGCUGUUUUGCACAUCACCUUCUACCAGUAAAAUCAGAUACUUGGCGAAUGAGAGCUGCUUCAGGGUGGAAAUAGAGGACUUCCGCGGAUGAGGACCAGGUUGCACACUGUCACAGAAGACCAAAGACACGAAAGACGGCACGCUACCCUGAAGGAAAGCCAGCGAAAAUAGUAGAUAGAGCCAUCCCCUCCAAAAGACUGCAAGUAUUAGAACCCUCA
Molecule: messenger RNA, 7147 nt
Organism: Sus scrofa (pig)
Lineage: Eukaryota; Metazoa; Chordata; Mammalia; Artiodactyla; Suidae
Source: RefSeq, a predicted model, not a curated record